Molecule: messenger RNA, 2629 nt
Organism: Prunus dulcis (almond)
Lineage: Eukaryota; Viridiplantae; Streptophyta; Magnoliopsida; Rosales; Rosaceae
Product: CTP synthase-like
Exons: 22
Coding region: 323-2278 (651 amino acids)
Biological process (GO): pyrimidine nucleobase biosynthetic process; CTP biosynthetic process
Molecular function (GO): identical protein binding; CTP synthase activity
Source: RefSeq, a predicted model, not a curated record
UCUCUCUCUCUCUCUCUCUCUCUUGUUGUGUCUCUCUUUCUAUGUGUCUGUUGCUGUUAAGAAGCUGUUGAUGGUUUUUCUUGCUUUGGCUUUUGUAUGAUAUAGCUCAUGCUCUUUGCACCUCUGAGUUGGAUUAAAGAGAGAGAAAUCAGAUAACGUUCAAAAACACCAAGAAUUGCAAAUUAAGACAAUAAGAAUUAGCAGCUCCUGCUAUACUGCUUUGCCUUUGAAACACUGUUCUGGUGGCUGGAAACAGGGGAGGGGCUAAGUUGGCGUUUGUCUAAGAAGAAGAAGAAGAAGAAGAAGAAGAAGCAGAGAAGAAAUGAAGUACGUUUUGGUGACUGGUGGAGUUGUGAGUGGUCUUGGGAAAGGAGUGACUGCUAGUAGUAUUGGCCUGCUUCUAAAGGCUUGUGGGCUUCGGGUCACUUCCAUUAAGAUUGAUCCUUACUUAAACACUGAUGCUGGAACUAUGUCCCCUGUUGAACAUGGGGAAGUCUUUGUCUUAGAUGAUGGUGGUGAGGUGGACUUGGACCUUGGAAACUAUGAGCGAUUUCUAGAUAUCAAGCUGACCCGUGAUAAUAAUAUUACUACCGGAAAGAUUUACCAGGAUGUUAUUGACCGAGAAAGAAGGGGAGAUUAUCUAGGAAAAACUGUCCAGGUUGUUCCUCACAUCACAGAUGCUAUCCAAGAGUGGAUUGAGCGUGUAGCACAAAUACCAGUGGAUGGGGAGUCAGGUCCAGCUGAUGUUUGUGUCAUAGAAUUGGGUGGAACUAUAGGUGAUAUUGAAUCCAUGCCUUUUAUUGAGGCAUUAGGACAAUUCUCGUACCGUGUAGGUAGUCACAACUUUUGCUUGAUUCAUGUUAGCCUUGUGCCUGUUUUGAAUGUUGUUGGUGAACAGAAAACAAAACCAACCCAGCACAGUGUUCGUGGACUGAGGUGCCUGGGUUUGACACCACAUUUGAUAGCUUGUCGCAGCACAACGGCACUAGAAGAGAACGUAAAGACGAAAGUCAGUCAGUUUUGCCAUGUCCAGAAAGAGAACAUCAUCACUCUCUACGAUGUUUCCAACAUCUGGCACAUUCCAUUACUUUUAAGAGAUCAGAAGGCUCAUGAAGCAAUCUUUAAAGUGCUGAACCUUCAGGGAUUAACAAGGGAACCUGAAUUAGAGGAAUGGACUUCUAGGGCUGAAAUUUGUGACAUGUUGCAUGAGCCGGUUCGCAUUGCCAUGGUCGGGAAGUAUACGAGGCUUUCAGAUGCCUACCUCUCUGUAAUAAAGGCUCUUGUGCAUGCUUCUGUUGCUCGUGGCAAGAAACUUUUCGUGGAUUGGGUUCCAGCUGGUGACCUUGAAGACGCAACUGCAAAAGAGAAUCCUGAUGCUUAUAAAGCUGCCUGGAAGUUGUUGAAGGGUGCAGAUGGUGUUCUCGUUCCCGGAGGAUUCGGGGACAGAGGAGUGCAAGGGAAAAUUCUUGCAGCAAAAUAUGCCCGGGAAAAGAGAAUUCCAUUCCUUGGCAUUUGUCUAGGAAUGCAGAUUGCUGUCAUUGAGUUUGCACGAUCUGUUCUUGGUCUGAAAGAUGCUAACAGCACAGAAUUUGAUCCUAACACUAAGAAUCCCUGUGUUAUAUUUAUGCCAGAGGGUUCAACAACACAUAUGGGAGCCACCAUGCGCCUUGGAUCCAGGAGAACAUAUUUCCAGUCUACAGAAUGCAAAUCAGCUAAACUAUAUGGAAACAAGCGCUUCAUCGAUGAGAGACAUCGACACAGAUAUGAGGUGAAUCCUGAAAUGGUAGCACGCCUUGAAAAUGCUGGCCUCUCUUUCACUGGCAAGGAUGAAACUGGCCAACGCAUGGAGAUUGUUGAGCUGCGUAAUCAUCCAUAUUUCAUUGGUGUCCAGUUCCAUCCUGAAUUCAAAUCAAGACCAGGAAAACCUUCUGCUUUAUUCAUAGGCCUUAUAGCAGCAGCAUGUGGGCAGUUGGAUGCUUUCUUACCGGGCUCUGAGAGCAAAAGGAAUAUCCCAAAUGGACCUGCCAAUGAUAUGUCCCAGAGGCAUAUCCCAUACGGAGCAAGCAAUGAUAUGCCCCAAAGAAAUAUCCCAAAUGGAGCAAGCAAUCAUAUGUUCCAAGCAGCAUGUGGGCAGUUGGAAUCUUUCUUCCAGGGUUCUGACACCAAAAGAAAUGUCCCAAAUGGAGCAGCCAAAGCAUAUCAAAAUGGAGCUGCAACUAAGCUUGCUAAUCGGGCACAAGACAAUGCAUACAGCAUUUUCAAUGGCAUGCACUUAUGAAGGCUGUGUAGGCCUCUACAUAAAAUAUUUGUAGGAUCAUCUUUCUUUGUGGUGUGGUUUAGGGGAUUUUAUUUACUUAAUUAGCAGGGGCUUUUAGGUGAUAUAAUAUUAUAGGAUUGGUUUGUACAGUCAUUUGGGAUAUGGUUAGAUAUAUAGCCUUCCAAAGACACAAACUUUAGAAUGGAGAGCUGCAUCCUGAGCUUUUUAAAACAGGUCAGCUUGUCAGAAGUCUUGUACUGCACUUAGAAUGUUCAGGGGAUUUGCGCCUUCUUCCCCAGCACCCUAUCCUUUUGUUUUGUCUUGAUUUUAAUGCAGUAAUAAAUCUUGAUAUGCAUGGACUCUUGGCUUGAA